AUGACAUCCAGCUGCUGUGUCACCAACACCUUGCCAGCCUCUCUCAAGAGCUCCUCACGGCCUUCCUCUGUCUGUUCCAGUAACAUGAGCAGCAGGCCCGAGCUGUGCCUGGGUUAUGUCUGCCAGCCCCUGCAGUGCAUGCCCUCCAUCUGCAUGCCUACCACCUACCGGCCAGCCAGCUGCCUCUCCAAGGCCUACCUGCCCAGCUCUUGCCAACCCAGCAACCGCCGGCCAACUGGUUGCUUCUCCAGCUCCAUGGGUGCCUAUGGCCUGUUCUGUGAGGGUGCCUUCAACGGCAAUGAGAAGGAGACCAUGCAGGUCCUGAAUGACCGCCUGGCCAACUACCUGGAGAAGGUGCGGCAGCUGGAGAAAGAGAAUGCAGAGCUGGAGGGCAAGAUCCAAGAUGUCUACCAGGUGCAGGUGAUGACCAUGUGUCCUGACUACCAGUCCUACUUCCAGACCAUCGAAGAGCUCCAGCAGAAGGUUCUGUGCACCAAGGCAGAGAAUGCCAGGAUGGUCGUGCACAUUGACAAUGCCAAGCUGGCUGCAGAUGACUUCAGGACCAAGUAUGAGACAGAGCUGUCCCUGAGACAGCUGGUAGAAGCAGACACCAAUGGCCUGCGCAGGAUCCUGGAUGAACUGACCCUGAAUAAGGCUGACCUGGAGGCUCAAGUAGAGUCCCUGAAGGAGGAACUUCUGUGCCUCAAGAGGAGCCAUGAAGAGGAAGUUGGUGUCCUUAGACAACAGCUUGGGGACCGCCUUAACAUUGAGGUAGAUGCUGCACCCCCCGUGGACCUGACCAGGAUGUUGGAGGAGAUGAGAUGUCAGUAUGAGACCAUGGUGGAGAGCAACCACAGGGACGUGGAGGAAUGGUUCAAUACGCAGAUGGAGGAGCUUAACAAACAGGUGGCCACAAGCUCUGAGCAGCUUCAGAGCUAUCAGUCGGACAUCAUUGACCUGAGACGAACAGUCAACACCCUGGAGAUUGAACUGCAGGCUCAGCACAGCCUGAGAGACUCUCUGGAAAACACCCUGGGGGAGACGGAGGCCCGCUUCACCUCCCAGCUGUCCCAGAUGCAGUGCAUGAUCACCAACGUGGAGUCCCAGCUGGCCAACAUCCGCUGUGACCUGGAGAGACAGAACCAAGAGUACAAGGUGCUGCUGGAUGUCAAGGCCCGGCUGGAGUGCGAGAUCAACACGUACAGGGGCCUGCUGGAGAGCGAGGACAGCAAGCUGCCCUGUAACCCUUGCACCACUCCCUCCUGCCAGCCUUGUGCCCCCUCCCUUGGGGUGCCGCGCUCCGUCUGUGUGCCACACACUGUUUGCGUGCCUUGUUCGCCCUGCCUUCAGAGCCGCUACUGA
Psammomys obesus (fat sand rat) is the source of this 1362-nucleotide messenger RNA. It is a transcript of the gene Krt32, whose product is annotated as keratin 32. NCBI's taxonomy places the organism in Eukaryota, Metazoa, Chordata, Mammalia, Rodentia, Muridae. Gene Ontology annotation, molecular function: structural molecule activity. Bases 1 to 1362 code for a protein of 453 amino acids. The transcript has 7 exons. The record is from RefSeq and is a predicted model, not a curated record.